Molecule: messenger RNA, 1551 nt
Organism: Morus notabilis
Lineage: Eukaryota; Viridiplantae; Streptophyta; Magnoliopsida; Rosales; Moraceae
Exons: 13
Coding region: 1-1113 (370 amino acids)
Molecular function (GO): protein binding
Source: RefSeq, a predicted model, not a curated record
AUGUUGGAGGCGAAGAGUCUGAAGAAGGCGAGGGUCCCACUCUCUCUCAUCCCCAAUCCUUCUCCUGCUAAUCCCCACUCCUCUCGCCUCGCUCUCCAUGUUUCCCAUGACGCUUCGUCUUGCUGGCUCUACGUCGCUUCUGGUCGCCAAGUUUACACACUCCAGAUUGCAUUGGAAGAUUCUUUAGUCAGCGAAGGAAAGGAUAGCCUGCUAAUUCCUACACACGCUGAGGUUUUGGAAUCUUUCUUGGUUAACCGAUGUCCACAUCGUUCAGAAAUUCAGAGUAUUGUGCUAGCUGAAAGCGAGAGUACUGGCUAUUUAAUGUUUGGAAGUGUCGAUUCCUAUGGUGAUGUUAUUGUAUCUAAACUAGAUUCUAAUGGUAAAGAUAUUGACAGGCUCACAUACACAGUAUCACCUCACGACAGUGGUGUGGGUGAGAGUAGUUGGGCAGGACUAUGCUUCAGUCCGGCACAAUGGUCUAUGGCAGCUGUCGCACGUAGCUUCUGUAAGGCCGUUGAUGUUUAUGAUCAGGAUAUUCAUGUCCAGACAUUGCGUACACUUUUGUAUCCAUCCGCCUUGAGUUUUGUACAGAAUUUGUCUAAUGGGAAUGAAAGUUCUAUUUUAGCUGUUGCUGAAGGUUGCCAGCUGACCAUAUGGGACUUGAGAAUGAAAGAAAACGGUGGCUGUAUACAACGGAUUUGUGGUUCUGUUGGUGAUAUUUACUAUGCUGUCUGCAGUUCUCCAUCCGGAAAUAUUGCAGUGGGUGGAGCUGAUCGGACCAUGACUAUCUAUGAUCCUCGCAGAUGGUCAUCAUUAUCAAGAUGGGUGCACUGCUCAAAAUAUGAGAUAACUGGACUUGCUUUCUCGUCAAUUGAUCCUGAUUAUAUCUAUAUACAAGGAGUUGAUUAUGAGGUAUUUUGUGGGGAUUGGAAAGCAACCAAUAAGAUAUUCUCAUUUAGGGGAGACUCAAACUGGCUUGGCUUUAGCAAGUGCCACAACAGAGACGUUCUGGGUGGUUGGUGCGAUUCGGGUAGCAUCCUUGUGGCUGAUGUUGUAGCUAAAGAGAUCGAAACAAAGGACGGUGUUACCUAUGGCUCCUCAUCUCCAUUUUAACUUAGGUGGUAAAUUUUCUUCUACCCCUUUCACAUAUCAAACGAAUCCUGCCGCAUUUGAAGACUUCCUUUCUAAGUGGUCUUCACCCCCAGUCAAGUCAAUUAAGGAAAAGACUCGUAGUCAAUUCAGCAUGUCUAUCUAGUCUGUACGUUGAGUAUGCAAGUUUUGAUAUUUAACAUGGAAGUACAUUGAUUCUUGGCUUUCACCACCUCACAAGUCACAACAAGGCCAGGUGAGUCCUGGCUGUUAACUAAAUAUCCUCUUAUAAGCUGCUUGAAUUAUUAUAUGGCUCAUAUGACUUUGAAAAGCCAGUCUUUUUUAAUUUUUAUUUUAUUUUGGAUUGUCUUAUUGCAAGCUCUUUUUCUUUGGUGUCGGUAAACAAACCCAUCUGUUUAAUUUCAUGGGAGAGGUCUAUAAAUCUUGUGUAGGUCUGAGACA